This is a messenger RNA of Caenorhabditis briggsae, 630 nucleotides long. NCBI's taxonomy places the organism in Eukaryota, Metazoa, Nematoda, Chromadorea, Rhabditida, Rhabditidae. The record is from RefSeq and is a predicted model, not a curated record. The transcript is spliced from 5 exons. The annotation marks the transcript as partial.
AUGCGAUUUCCUCGAAAAAUUCUAUGGAUUUCUACAAUUCGAAAGUUUCCAACCGUCGCUUUUCAGAAUCCUCCUCCAGAAUCCACAAUCAUCGACUGCUCCCAGGUGUUUGAUCCAGAGAAAUGGCUGUCGAUUCCAGAAGAUUCGAAUCCGACGUCUUCGGAAUUGAAUUUCGAAUUUCUGACGACGUCUUCUGAACCGCUAGAAUCUCCAGAAUCCACGUCAUCAAGUGACGUCAUCGAAAAUGAGAAAAAGAAGACGUCAGAGGCCUCAGAAGGCGCCGAAGAGAAUCGAGCUGAUGGUCACGCACCCAUCAAAUGGGCGCUGUCUGUUUUGAUGCAAUCGUUACAGAGAUCCUCAAAAAUGACAACAUCACUCUCGGACAUCGAUGUGACCCUGUUCAAUUUCCACUCGACACGAUUUGCCGAACGUCUUCUGAAUCGUAACGUCUCCAGUGUGGUGAUGGUGGAGUCGUCGCAUGUGUUCUCGAAAAAUGCCAAGGUACAGGUACUAGCAGUUUCAGAUGUAACAGUGAUGUCAAAUGAUUCUCAGUGUCCAAAUAUGCACCAAAAAAGUUUUGAAGAAUUUCGGAAGCCGGGCUCUCGAGUUAUGAUGCUCAGAGCACAAAAU